AUGAAGAAGACGAAUAUAUGUAUACGUUCCAAAAACGUUUGUUAUGUGGUCAGGAAUCCCGUUGUUGUUGUUGGAAGGGCUUUAAACGAUACAGGUGACAUAUAUAGGCGAUAUGGCGAUUCGUGGGAUGGUGGUAGUAUACCGAGGGAAAGGUAUCGUUAUAAAAUAGUCGAAACUCCCGUUGAAUGGAGUCCCUCGAAAAAAUCCGAAAAUUCAUCAUUCGUUGAAGAACAAUCGGAAGCGGAAACGUUGAAACAAUUUAAAUUACUCAAAUAUCGUUAA
Molecule: messenger RNA, 282 nt
Organism: Pediculus humanus corporis (human body louse)
Lineage: Eukaryota; Metazoa; Arthropoda; Insecta; Psocodea; Pediculidae
Exons: 3
Coding region: 1-282 (93 amino acids)
Source: RefSeq, a predicted model, not a curated record